Linum tenue is the source of this 2116-nucleotide messenger RNA. The record is from the annotation of a GenBank genome assembly. Lineage: Eukaryota; Viridiplantae; Streptophyta; Magnoliopsida; Malpighiales; Linaceae.
AUUUGAAAAGAUUAACGAGCAAAAGAAGCUCCAAAGCUCUGUUCUCCCCGGAUCCAGUCGCCCCUCUGUCUCUGUCACUUUUGUGUAUAACUGUAUAUAAACAGGGGCCUUGCUUCAACUUUAGCUUCAAACACCUCACUUUCCCUCUUUCUCUUUCUCUUUCUCUCUCUCGAUCGUCCUUUCUCAGUAGAACCACAGCAGAAAAAGGGGAAGAAAACCUCCUUUUAUCUAUUUCUCUCGUAACUAACUCUAUCAUCCCUCUCUCCCAAAUGGGUUUCUUGACAUUGGUCGCUGCUCUGCUACUAUUAGCAGCAGAAACAAGUGGGAGCUUCUUGACGAGCAGCAGUGACAGUGAGGGUACAUUUCCCAGAAACAGCAGCAGCAGCAGCGGGAGAAGAGAAGCAUUAGGUGUGAGCAAAUGCAAUUGGUUCCGAGGGAAAUGGGUGUACGAUUCUUCAUACCCUCUCUACGACCCUGCCAAAUGUCCAUUCCUAGAUCCAGAGUUCGACUGCCUCAAAUUCGGCCGCCCCGACAAGAAUUACGUCAAGUACAGAUGGCAGCCCUUCGCCUGCAAUCUCCCCAGGUUUAAUGGGUUGAACUUGCUGGAGAAAUGGAGAGGGAAGAAGAUAAUGUUCGUGGGGGACUCGCUGAGCUUGAACCAGUGGCAGUCUCUGGCUUGUAUGAUUCAUUCCUGGGUCCCCAACUCCAGAUACUCCCUCGUCAGGACUGAAGCCCUGUCUUCUGUGACCUUCCUGGUAAUGUCUAAUCACUUCAAUUUCCACCUCCCCUCCCUCCUUUCUUUACUAUUUCACGGAAGAAAGAAGUUGAAUUGUUGUACAUUCCACAUUAAAUUCCACCGCCGUGGCAUGUCUACCCAGCUCUACUCUGUUUCUGGAAGUAGGGAUUCUGGCAAGAAAGGUUGCCGUUUAAGGAACAAAGAGGAGCCAGAUUUGUGGAACACAAUCCCUUUACUCCACAACCCAAAACAAAACAAGAAUGCCUUCUUUGCCUUGUCCGAUCCUGAGCGGCGUCCACUAGUUGCUUUGCUACUGGCACGUUGCUUUGCUUUGGCAAUGGUGGAGUAUGGAGUGAGGAUACUGCUGUACAGAACGCCAUACCUGGUGGACAUCGUGAACGACAGGAAAGCAGGACGAGUCCUCAAACUGGACUCCAUCGCCAACGGCAACGCCUGGCGCGGAAUGGACGUCCUCAUCUUCAACUCCUGGCACUGGUGGACUCACACCGGCAGAACUCAGCCGUAUGCCCCCUCACCCAGCUCCAUUAAUACAUCAUUUUCUGCUACUCAUAAAUCGAGCACGAUUCAAAAUCCGAAAUGCAGAUGGGAUUACAUACAAGACGGCAACAAGCUGUACAAGGACAUGAACAGGCUAGUGGCCUACUACAAAGGGCUCACGACGUGGGCCAGAUGGGUGGAUCGCAACGUCGAUCCCAGGAGGACCAAAGUCUUCUUCCAGGACAUCUCCCCAACGCAUUACGACGGCAGGGAGUGGAACCAGCCGUCGCAGACGUGUUCAGGGCAGACCCAGCCCUUCUUUGGGGUAAGGUACCCUGCCGGGAUGCCUCCCGCGUGGGCGGUGGUGAACAAGGUGUUCAGCAGGAUCAAGAUCAGGCCAGUGUACCUUAUGGACGUCACCGGUAUGUCCUUGUACAGGAAGGAUGCUCACCCUGGUUCCUAUAGCGGACUCCACUCGGGCACCGAUUGUAGCCAUUGGUGCCUUCCUGGCCUCCCUGAUACCUGGAACCUACUCCUCUACUCAGCUUACAUCAGCUAGCUACCAACUCCGAAUCGGAAUUAGAGUCUUACACGACCAAAGGUGACUAUAGGAAUCAUUGCUUCGAUGAUUAUAGGAAUCGACUUGAGUGGAUUGCUGUUCUUUUCCAAGAUUUAUAAUUUUUUGGGGGGUUUGGCCUUUGUAUGUUCUUGUGGCAAGUAUGGAAUAAGGUGGGUUUGGUGUGGGGGGGGUGGGUCAAUUCAUAUCAUAUGUGCAUAUUCUUCUGGUGUAAAUUUCCAUUGCAUUGUUUGAGGCAACACUUUGAAUUUUUUUCCUUGGUAGUUGAAAGAAAUGGAAAUCUCCUUUUGUGAAAUAAAGCCUGU